Podospora pseudocomata is the source of this 1197-nucleotide messenger RNA. RefSeq names its product 37S ribosomal protein S9, mitochondrial (gene MRPS9). Gene Ontology annotation, molecular function: RNA binding; structural constituent of ribosome. Gene Ontology annotation, cellular component: ribosome; mitochondrial small ribosomal subunit. The transcript is spliced from 2 exons. Lineage: Eukaryota; Fungi; Ascomycota; Sordariomycetes; Sordariales; Podosporaceae. The record is from RefSeq and is a predicted model, not a curated record. Bases 1 to 1197 code for a protein of 398 amino acids. Gene Ontology annotation, biological process: translation.
AUGGCCUCAAUACCAACAACAAGACGAGGGCUCGCCGCCGCCAUGCGGGGAGCCGUGAGACCUCGGUCUCUCGAGCAACAAUUUCAGGCACUGCGACUAAACGCCAAGGGUUCUAGGUGCCUGUCCACCCAGUCCUUCCAGGCCGCUCCCGAGAUUGAUUCCGUGAAGCUCGAGGGCACGAUUCGAGCCAGACACGCCCGCGCGGUACCAGUAUCACCAUCCUACUUCUCGCGCACAUCGCGGUUCAACGACAGCUAUCUCGCCCUCGACAAGCUGCUCAGGAUCUACGGAAAUCUCCCCACCAUUCCCGCCAACGCCGUCGAGCGCGUGUCUUGGAAGACCCUGGACGAUUUCAGACAUGCCGUCGGUGAACAGGUCAAGGCAACCGACUAUGUAAAGUGCCUCGCCAUCGUGAAGCGGUUACAUCAGAUUCACCCGAAAAUCAAGCCUGCCCCGGUUAUUCAGGCGUUGAACGACUUCAAGCGGAGUGUCCAGGCCUUCAGCAACGAAACUGUCAAGAAAACGCUUGAUAAGUACGGGCGGUCUUUGGGCAGCGGCAGGAGGAAAUCGUCUUCGGCCCGGGCUUGGCUUGUGGAGGGCAAUGGGGAGGUUCUGGUCAAUGGCAAGACCCUCGCGGAUUAUUUCGGACGGGUUCAUGAUCGCGAGAGUGCCGUCUGGGCGCUCCAUGCCACUGGUCGCAUGGACAAAUACAAUGUUUGGGCACGCGUGGAAGGAGGCGGUACCACAGGGCAGGCGGAGGCCCUUACGUUGGCCAUUUCAAGAGCUCUCAUGGUUCAUGAGCCUGCUCUGAAACCUGCAUUGAGAAGAGGCAACUGGUUGUGUCACACGCGAUCCAAGAAGGGUGGAGAGAAAGAAGCAUGGCCGCGUGAAGGCGAGAAAGAGACCUGCGUGGGUCAAGAGAUAGAGCGGUUUAGUGGAAGCAUUGAGCUGUCUUGGGUUUCGCAUAACGGAUCGAACCUGGGCAGGGUGCUGCCCCAGUUUUUCUCUAUAUGUAAGCCUGACUUUGUCACAACCAAACUACCAACCAUAGAUGCGACUCAAGGGUUUGUUCGCACGGGCACUCCCAUAACUGUACAAUACAAAGCCAUCGGGGCCCUCCGGUUUACAGAACACAACGUGCCCAGUCAGUCAAGGAGGGAAGGAGAAGGCAUCUAUAACGAGCCAUACUAUGCCUGA